AUGGCCCAGCCAAAGUCCCGCGUCCCUCUCGCUAUCGGCCUGACCGCCGCAGCAGGUGUCGGUUACUACCUUUACCAGUCCGGCGGUAAUGCGAAGGUAGCAGAGAAGAAGUUCGAGGCGGAUCUCUCAUCUGCCUCCGCGCGUGUUAAGGGCGAGCUCCCCGGCCGUGGCAAGGAAGCCGAGAAGACGGCCGCUGCAUGGGCCACCGAGAAGGGCCAGCAGAUCGACAACGCCGCUGAGAAGGCGCGCAAGGAGCUUAACAAGACUGGGGAGUCGCUGGAUUCUUACCGCAAAGAGGCGGGCAAGGAGGCCAUGGCUAAGCUCGACAAGUUCGAUGCCACGGUCGAGAAGGAGGCUACGAAGGCGAAGAGCGGUAUCUCUGGCUGGUUUGGGGGAAGCAGCAAGUAA
Pseudogymnoascus destructans is the source of this 408-nucleotide messenger RNA. RefSeq lists its product as uncharacterized. Lineage: Eukaryota; Fungi; Ascomycota; Leotiomycetes; Thelebolales; Thelebolaceae. The record is from RefSeq and is a predicted model, not a curated record. The coding region runs from base 1 to 408 and encodes 135 amino acids. The transcript has 3 exons.